This is a messenger RNA of Porites lobata, 1010 nucleotides long. NCBI's taxonomy places the organism in Eukaryota, Metazoa, Cnidaria, Anthozoa, Scleractinia, Poritidae. The record is from the annotation of a GenBank genome assembly.
UUAGACAUACACCCUCCAACGUUUGGAGCAUCGUGUCCAACUGGCCCCUUGGUUGCGUAUGCAGAACGAGGCAUUUUUUCAGCAUUAGUGAACUGGACCGAGCCGGUCGCAAUUGACACCUCAGGGAUUGUUCCUUUGGUGACGUCAAACUACCGAACCCCGCAGAGGUUCAGUCAAGGCUCUCACCUGAUCACGUACACUGCUGUGGACCAAUCAGGAAACAGGGCCACGUGUUCGUUUACUAUCGAAGUCUUGGGUAAGAAUCUUCCACUUUGCAUUCCGCAACGAAUUUCGUUUCGGUGUUUAGUCCUCCGAAUUUGUAUAUUAUCGGAUUCGAGGAGGGGAACGCCGUAAUGAGGGACGCGGGCUUCUCCCCUUUCACCUGUCUGCUCGCGCUUUCUAGUUCUGUUCACUUGGACCAAAUCUGAUUUUCCUGAUGCCUCCACCGUAGUUCUAGCGAGCCCCACCGUAGGGUAAUCGCUAAACCAAAAGAAAUCUUUCUGUAAAAAAUUAUAUCAUCCUAGUUUUUAAAAGUUUAAGGGGAAGGAGUCAUGGAUGAGAGGACAACAGACGUGCCCUCUUGACAAAAUAUUUUAACAUGUCAACAGUAACCUCGGACGUCAGCAUACAAUAAUAAGCUUACUAAUAUACUUGUUGACUGGCAUUUGUAAGUUAACAUUAAACGUGGAUCAGUUGAUCGGGUUUUUUUGUUUUCGAUGCGGAAUUUUUUUUUCCCACUGUCAUUAACUUUAAAACAUUGAAACAUUUGCUCCGUUUUGCUAGUUAUCAACUGUACAUCACUGAUGGUUUCCCCCGGGGGUCCACUGCGCAUGGCCAGCUGUGCCAACCAUUAUGGAUCAAAAUGUAAUUUCUCCUGUGCGACUGGUUACCGUCUGAAUGGUUCUUCAACUGUCACGUGUGUUGCCGUUGGUAACGGGCCCCAGGGAUUCUGGGACAGCCCCAUGCCAGUAUGUCAAGGUGGGUUAAAACUAGGAAUCUGUUUUUAUUAA